Molecule: messenger RNA, 906 nt
Organism: Prunus armeniaca (apricot)
Lineage: Eukaryota; Viridiplantae; Streptophyta; Magnoliopsida; Rosales; Rosaceae
Source: the annotation of a GenBank genome assembly
AUGGCCACAAACAAUUCAUCCAUAUCUCAAGCCAUGGCAUCCAUUUCUCACAAAUUUACAAGCAACCCACAGACCUCACUCUCUCCUCAGUUCAAGACCAAAGCUCUGCCGCUUCCAUCAUCAAGAAUUUUAUGCACUUCAAGUGAAAACAAUGAAACCAAGCAAUCUCUGUCCUCAGCAGGAAAAAUCAAACGUCUUGUUCUUCCCCAAGAGGGCAGAACAAAACUCAACACUUACCCGGACAGAGAUUUCUACGCUUAUCCACGCUUUGUGACCCAUGUUGAUGAUGGCUUCAUUUCCACAUUAACCAAUCUCUACAAACAAAAGUUGAGGCCAAACUCAGAGAUUCUUGAUCUUAUGAGUUCAUGGGUCAGCCAUUUACCAGAAGAGGUUGAGUACAAAAAAGUGGUUGGGCAUGGACUCAAUGCACAAGAACUUGCCAAGAACCCAAGGCUGGACUAUUUCUUUGUCAAGGAUCUGAACCAGGAUCAGAAGCUGGAGUUGGAGAGCUCCAGUUUUGAUGCAGUUUUGUGCACAGUCAGUGUGCAGUAUCUUCAACAGCCUGAGAAGGUGUUUGCAGAGGUGUUUAGGGUUCUAAGGCCAGGAGGGGUGUUUAUUGUGAGCUUUAGCAAUCGAUUGUUCUAUGAGAAAGCCAUAGGCGCAUGGAGAGAUGGGAGUGCAUACAGCAGAACACAAUUGGUUGUGCAAUACUUUCAAUCUGUGGAAGGGUUCACGCAAGCUGAAAUAAUUAAGAAAUUACCAGACCCUAAUGGUGGUGGUGGUGGUGGUAGUCCACAAAAUAAAUCACCAUUCAGUUGGGUCAUGGGUUUGCUGGGAUUGCUAUCCGGGUCGGAUCCCUUUUAUGCAGUGAUAGCUUACAAGAACUUCAAGCCUGUAUAUGAAUGA